AUGGCCCCGCUUUCUGGAUUGACCAGUAGAGGGGACCCGUGCACCUUAGAGGCGGCGGCGGCGGCGGCCAGCCUGUUCUGGGUGGUUUUCCCCGGCUGCGGGCCUUGCCCCAGCCGUAUUCUCUUUGCUCAGGAGCGGCGGGGAAGAGGGGGCCGGAACCUGGAACAGAGCAACCUGGGCCCAUCAGAUGUGAAGAUGGCCACGAGCCUCGUGUUGGUGCCCAUUACUGGUCCUGCUGUGCUGGCCGCUGGUUCUGGUCGAGGUGGGAUCCCGGUUGAGAUUAUAGAGGGGAAAGAGGCUAACCCUCACUCCCAUCCCUACAUGGCGUCUCUCCAAGUGAACAGAAGUCACGUUUGUAGGGCGACUCUGGUUCACCCGCCGUGGGUGCUCACUGCCGCCCAUUGCCUGAACAAGGGCAUCCGAGACGUCAGGGUUGUGCUGGGUCUCCACAAACACAGCCACCCAGGCCAGGAUUUUGCAGUCAAGAAGCUCGCGCACCACCCUGAGUACAAGAAAAAUCUGGAGUUGACACAUGACCUCCUGUUGCUUCAGUUGGACAGGAAAGUGACCUUCAGUCGUAAAGUGGUCUGUGCCAGGUUGCCCACGAAGAAAGUCCCAGUAGGAGCCCAGUGCGAGCUUGCCGGCUGGGGACUGGUCCAACAGCAAGGCCAACUGGCCAAGGCCCUGAAAGAGCUCAAUGUGAAAGUGAUGGACAGCCGCAUGUGUAACAACAGCCGGUUCUGGAACGGGGACAUUACUCCGGAUAUGAUGUGCGUGGAAAGGGUCAGCAAGGGCACUGCCCACUGCCAUAUUUGAUUGCAGGGAGACUCUGAGGGGGACCUGGUGUGUGACAAUAGGAUACUGGCGGGUGUGGUGUCCUUCUCUUCGAAGAACUGCGUGGACAUAUACAGCCCCUGA
Tachyglossus aculeatus (Australian echidna) is the source of this 918-nucleotide messenger RNA. It is a transcript of the gene GZMM, whose product is annotated as granzyme M. Gene Ontology annotation, biological process: proteolysis. Gene Ontology annotation, molecular function: serine-type endopeptidase activity. NCBI's taxonomy places the organism in Eukaryota, Metazoa, Chordata, Mammalia, Monotremata, Tachyglossidae. The transcript is spliced from 8 exons. The record is from RefSeq and is a predicted model, not a curated record.